AUGAAUGGACUGAUGAUUGGUGAGUAUGUUUCACCUGGAAAAUCCAUGAGUGGAAACUCAGCUGGAGGUGAGGGUUUUGAUCCGUCAUUGUUGGACAUUGGUGGUCCGAGUGGAGGGGACUGUCCACCUGAAGGUGGUUGGUUAAUCGGUGCGGAUACAUGUGAAUAUACUGAUUUAGGCGUUUGUCCAAAUUCUGAGGGUAGUCCAAAUUGUGGAGGUUGUCCGAAUGAUGGCGGUGGUCCGAAUUGUGGAGGUUGUCCGAAUGAUGGCGGUGGUCCAAAUUGUGGAGGUUGUCCAAAUGAUGGUGGCGGUCGGAAUAGAGGUGGUUGUCCGAAUGAUGGCGGUGGACCAAAUUGUGGAGGUUGUCCGAAUGAUGGAGGUGGUCCAAAUUGUGGAGGUUGUCCGAAUGAUGGAGGUGGUCCAAAUUGUGGAGGUUGUCCGAAUGAUGGAGGUGGUCCAAAUUGUGGAGGUUGUCCGAAUGACGGAGGUGAUCCAAAUUGUGGAGGUUGUCCAAAUGAUGGCGGUGAUCCAAAUUGUGGAGGUUGUCCGAAUGACGGGGGUGGUGCGAAAUCUGGGGAUUGUCCGGAUGGAGGAAGUGUUCGAGGCAAAAGUGGAACCUGUGGAAGUCCAUUUUUGUUCAACGGAAUACCUAGUGGAAUGAGUAAAAAUAGUGAGACAGACUCAAUUACAUUCAAAACAUGA
Trichobilharzia regenti is the source of this 702-nucleotide messenger RNA. The record is from the annotation of a GenBank genome assembly. Lineage: Eukaryota; Metazoa; Platyhelminthes; Trematoda; Strigeidida; Schistosomatidae.